Fonsecaea multimorphosa CBS 102226 is the source of this 1710-nucleotide messenger RNA. RefSeq lists its product as uncharacterized. NCBI's taxonomy places the organism in Eukaryota, Fungi, Ascomycota, Eurotiomycetes, Chaetothyriales, Herpotrichiellaceae. Bases 1 to 1710 code for a protein of 569 amino acids. The transcript has 2 exons. Gene Ontology annotation, molecular function: oxidoreductase activity, acting on CH-OH group of donors; flavin adenine dinucleotide binding. The record is from RefSeq and is a predicted model, not a curated record.
AUGGGCUCUUCGAUGCCAGAGAGAUUUGACUUCGUCGUUGUCGGCGCCGGCGCCGCAGGAGCCAUCCUCGCAGCCCGCCUGGCAAACAGCAAGCAACGUCCUUCGGUCCUUCUCGUGGAGGCUGGGGGCAAGAAUGACUCGAAGGAUGUCCGUGCCGACGCGGACAGAUGGCUUCAUCGGAUGAUCCCAUCGCAGAAUUGGGGUUACAAGACUGCGCCCAUUAAAGGCUUCGAUGGGAACAUGAUUGACUACGAUCGUGGUAAAGGUCUUGGAGGGAGUACCGCCAUCAAUUUCUCCGUCUGGACCAUUGGUCCGAAGGAUGACCAUGAUGAGAUCGCACGCCUGGUGGAUGAUGAAGAAUGGAGCUGGAACAACGCCCAGAAGAGAUACAAACGGAUCGAAUCUUAUUCCGCAACUGGACCGAAUGUACCAGGUGAUGCCAAGCGGUACCUUGACCCUGAUCCGAAAGAUCAUGGGUACGAUGGGCCAAUCAAGGUCGGCUUUCCUCAGGUCUGGGAGCCUUCUUGCACAGCACUGAUGGACAUCUGGUAUGCCAAUGGCGCAGAGCCCAAUCCAGACCACAAUUCCGGAAAUCCAAUCGGCCUUGCCGCAUGCGUCGCAACGGCAUACAAAGGAAUCAGAUCGACAUCCGCAGAUGCAUUGGUGGGAUCACCCGGUAACUUACACGUCCUGGUCGAUACCGAAGUGGCUCAAGUGACUUUCGAUGGCACCAAGGCGACCGGUAUCAAAACCAUCGACGGGCGGAUAAUCCAAGCCAACAAAGAAGUCAUCUUGGCGGCUGGCGCCCUUGACACUCCGAGGAUCCUUAUGCAUUCCGGCAUAGGCCCCGUUGACGAACUUAGAAGCUUCAACAUUCCCAUCGUCAAAGGCAACGAAAACGUCGGAAGGCAUCUGAAGGAUCACCACCAUAUCAUGCUCCCGGCUCUCCGAGCAGACCACACGAGUGAAAGAACCCGAUUCUACAAGAACAAGGAGCUUCAAACCGCAGCUCGAGCUGCGUGGGGAAAAGAUGGUAGCGGCCCAUUGGCGGAGUACGCCUGCACUCUGGGUGUCGGGUAUUUCAAGUUGGACACAUUGUAUGACACCCCAGAAUUCCAAGCCCUGCCAAAAGAAGAUCAAGAUCAGUUGCGGAAGCCGACAGUUCCUCACUACGAGUUUCUCCUUAAUGGGCCAUGGCUUCCCAAUUUCCUCGACCCAGAGAACGCGCAGGCCGGAACCUGCGUGUUUUUGUUUAUCCUCAAUCAGAAAUCGACCGGAGCUGUGAGACUACAGUCAUCUGAUCCCAAGCAGCCACUUAUCUUCGACCCCAACUUCUUUUCCCACCCUUUUGACAAAAGAGUGGCAGUGGAGGCUACACGAGAUGUCCUCAGGGUCAUGAAGAGCCCCGAGUUCCAGAAAGAUACUCUGGCUAUUGAUGGCCCCAAGAGUGAGUCGGAUGAUGAUAUCCUCGCCUUCUGGCGAGCGGGCAGCGCUUCGACUUGGCACAUGAUGGGGACUGCUAGGAUGGGUAAGGACGAAGACAACGCCGUUGUGGACAAAAACUUCAAAGUGUUUGGGGUGGAGAAUCUGAGAGUGGCUGAUAUGAGUGUCGUCCCCAUCGUCUGCAACAACCACACCCAGUCGACGGCGUACCUUGCUGGGCUGACUGCAGCCGACAAGCUAGCUCAAGAAUACGGACUUGACGACUAA